This is a messenger RNA of Blastomyces gilchristii SLH14081, 1422 nucleotides long. RefSeq lists its product as uncharacterized. Lineage: Eukaryota; Fungi; Ascomycota; Eurotiomycetes; Onygenales; Ajellomycetaceae. The coding region runs from base 1 to 1422 and encodes 473 amino acids. The record is from RefSeq and is a predicted model, not a curated record. The transcript is spliced from 2 exons. Gene Ontology annotation, molecular function: zinc ion binding.
AUGUUCUCCCGCCAUAAUAAUAAUCCCCCCAGCACCCCGUCAUCCCGAGAGAGGAAUAGUAACCAACCGGCCACCACCCCGCGGGGUUUCUCCACCCCAAGCCGCUCAACCGCCAUCCCACUCCGCGGACUAUUCGCCAACGGUACAUGGCAUUGUAACUGUGAGCCGCGCCGGCAGGCAGAUCACUUUGAGACGAAGAAUGGGGGCAGGAAUCAUGGGCGGUGGUUUUACACAUGUCCGAAGCCGCAGGGGAAACGGUGCAAUUUUUUCCUAUGGGAGGACGAAGCGGAGAUUAGGGAGAGAGAUAUGGCGAAAGUGUUAAAGGGGGCAGGGACGGGAGCGGCUGGCGGCCGUUCCACCAAUAGGACACCGUCGCGACCUUUGGCACAGGCCUCGAUCGAUGCUAGGACCGGGUUACUGACCCCCAACACCGGGACGAGGAAGAGGGCUCGUGAUUAUGAGCAGGGUUGUGGCUAUGGACUAACUAGUGUGAGCGAGAUGGGAUCGCCGAGUAAGAAGAGUAGGAUGGAGGAUGUGGUGGUUAAACGAGAGGAGGAAAGAAAGGACGAUGAUACUGAUGAUGACUCGUUUGGUUGGGAUGAGGAUAUAGAGGGGAGCGUUGUGGAGCAGUUGGCUCCUCGGGAGGAUUCACACCUGGAGCAGCAGCGGCAGAAGCAGGGGAAGGGACAGGGUAUUUUUCAGCCUGGUACGCGACGAAAAAGCCCUGGGUGGUUUCGAGAUGGGCGGGGUUUAUUUGUGAGCGAAGAUGAGGAUGAAGGUGUCCGUGAUGAUGGCGAGGAUGGCAGUCCGCAUGGCCAGCGUGAUACAGAUCCAGCCGGGCUGGAUGGCCCUUUUUUUCCCACACCUUCAUCCAGAGUAUUUCGCCCGUACCACUCGCCUUCCGCAUCCUUAUCCCGAUUCUCAACCCCGCAAACCACGCGCAGCACUCUUACAUACGGACAAGAUACCGCAACAACCUCAUCUCGCACCACGGUAGUAGACCCCUUUGAUCUUGACCCUCCGCAAACACCAACGCCAAUCCGCUUUAACUCCUUCCCGCUCCUUCGCCGCGAUAAUCAACAAGAACCCCACGGCACCGCCCCGCCCAUCAUAUCUUCUACAACCACAACCACAUCCACCACCAGCCCCCAAAAGACCGGCACAAUCGUUUCCAAUACCCUCGCCCUCCUCUCCAAGCACAAUAUUCACAUGCCUCCCGCCGCGAAACGAGAACUUGUCGGAUUGCUGAACGCAGAAUACCUUCACACGCAGUCCAUUAUCAAGGGAAGGGAUGCCACAUCUGCCGCCGUGCGCAAUAGGGAUGUGCAGAUACAGGCGCUGAGGGGGAGGAUUGAGUUAUUGGAGGCGGAGAGGGAAGGGUUCAGGCUUGGGAGGCGGAGUAGGGAUUUCGGCGAGAUUUGA